AUGGAUAUUCACCAUCUUCGGCGCUACUUUGUCGUGCUAGCCUUGCUGGCAACUGUACUCCUCUGGGGGCUGAGUGCCUGGAAUGGCACCGUCAUGGCUCUCUUGCUGGCCGUUUACCAUGGACAGAUGGCCGAAGGCCUCCCCUUGCAAGCACGGUAUACGGGGAUUCAUCUUGUAGAUAUUCCAAUUGCCUUGCUAGUGGGAUUCUUCUUCCAUGGUACGAAUGGACAGCAUAUUGAAUACCAAAUUUUCUUACUCGAUGCAUAUUCGGUCUUGCAGUCAGCAUUUGUCUGGUUGUAUAUAGAAAGCUGUCGUGCAGGAGCAAAACCGAAACGGAUUGCCUAUCCGGUCAUAUUUGGAUUGCUAUGGCAAGCAUUCGGGGGAGCUAUUUCCUUCCCACUGUACUAUGCAGUGCAUAUUGGAUGGGCUCUUCAUGAUCAGGCAACUGGAAUAGUGAGCUUUGCAGACGCUGUUGCAAUACCUGUCAGUUUCCUUCUCGGCGCCAUUCUCCCAGCUAUCAUUGGCAUGCUCCCAACCUGGCUCGGCCCGGCGAGUCGGACAGCCAUAGAACACCAACGGAUUCUGGCCGCAUGGCAGCCAGAUCCAGUCUGGGUUUCCUGGAUUCAACUUUCUCUCGCAGCAGUGAUUCGGAGCAUCUGGAAAUCACCCUGUGGACCACGCGCCUCGCAUCGGUUGAUCUCUGGAUCGUAUUUGCUAGCUGCUCUCUGCUCGACUGUCACUCAUGUCUAUGUCAUUUCGAAGGCAUUAUGGGCGGCGGACCUACGCCUCUGGGCAAUGGUCGGAUGGUACAAAACAGCCUCGCAGAGAUUUCAAUCUACAAAUAUGAGCUCCCUUGAAGGAACGGUUGUCGCCCUCACGGGCGCUGCAUCAGGCAUUGGCCUUGCCACUGCUCGUCUUCUUGCCCAACAAGGAGUACUCCUAGCCCUUGCUGAUCUCAACGCUUCCCAAUUAGCUAAAGUCGCUGCCGAACUGCGUCCUCUUUAUCCCACUGACAAGCCGGGCAACAGAUCGGUCGACCCUGUUUUGGCCACGGUUCUCGAUGUCCGUCGUCUGGGAGACUGCCAUCGCUGGAUCCAUCAGACGAUGGCUCACUUCAACCAACCGCUGGCUGGAGCGGCCAACCUGGCCGGGGUUUUCGGGCCGAGUAUCGCACAAGAAGGUGGAGCAGUGCGCAACAUCACCGACCAGGAAUGUGACUUUGUCAUGGAUGUGAAUUGUCGAGGAUUGAUGAACUGCCUGCGAGCGGAGCUGCCAUUCAUGAAAACUGGCUCCCAGGGACAUGGCGGGGGAAGCAUUGUGAACGCGGCCAGCAUUGCGGGUAUUGUAGGAGUACAGAACAAUGGACCAUACGUGGCCAGCAAACAUGCCGUCGUUGGCCUGACACGAACUGUGGCAAAAGAAGAGGGAAUUAGGGCAAUCCGGGUAAAUGCUAUUGCUCCGUAA
Molecule: messenger RNA, 1464 nt
Organism: Aspergillus ruber CBS 135680
Lineage: Eukaryota; Fungi; Ascomycota; Eurotiomycetes; Eurotiales; Aspergillaceae
Product: SDR family NAD(P)-dependent oxidoreductase
Exons: 3
Coding region: 1-1464 (487 amino acids)
Molecular function (GO): oxidoreductase activity
Source: RefSeq, a predicted model, not a curated record